ACGAUCUUCUUCUGCAUGGCUAGUGGCAUCCCACGUCCUUCUAUAAGCUGGCUAAAGAACAACUCUACCUUGAUUGGUGGCACGGCGGUUCAGAAUGACAGCAGCUCAACUCUUUUGAUUCAAAGAGUGACAAAAGAAGAAAACUUUGCAAGAUUUAAAUGUGUUGCCAACAAUCCUUGCGGAGAAGUGUCAUCACAAGAGGGAGUGCUGGUAGUCACAGAACAGACUCAAGAUUCAGGAACAAAAAUUCCAAAUUCAACAUCGAGAAAAAGAUGAAAGAUAAGAAUCAAUUUCCACAUCUUCACACUCGAGACGAUAUGAUAAGUCAGCCAAGAGGAGACAACACAGCCCCACGAUAUCAGAGAACAACCUUGGCAUUUACAAAUCUGUGAAAUCUUAAACUUUGCGCUGUCAGAUAGUUGGAAUCUAUAAAAAGUGGAAUUGAAGUACUUCGAUUCGUCUUCACGAGGCCAUAGUAUUUCUUUUAAAACUUAGUUAGCAGAUGAUAUUCUAGGAAAAAGGGCAACCUUAUCAUUGUAGAAAACUUUGAAGCAGCACACAGUCAUCAAAAUUGUUUACUAGUGAAGUACUAUACCAUAACUAAAUUUAGGAUGUAACGACAGUGUGGCGAAAGAAAACAUCAUUGAGAUUUUGUCUUAAGUAUUGGAAGAGUAGCUCGAUAUGUUUACCGUCUCCUAGGACGACAAAUCUUUCAAUCGGCAUUACAUGGGAAUGCGGCGUAGAUUUCCAAUGUCGUCGGCAUUCCUUUUUAGACUUCCCAAAACACAAACUAUUUCAGAUUUUUAUUCUGUUAAGCUAAGGAUUGUCGGGAUAUGUAAAAAGGCUUAAAGUGCACUUCCACUCUUCAGUUCAUUAAAGCUUUUGUUUCGCUUCCUUCUCUUCGGUUGAAGUCUUUGUUGUGGUUUUCUACAUGUCCCCAAUUUUUAUUCUUAUACAAACAUUUAUCCAUACACGUAAAUAUAACAAAACAAAUGGCUUCGCCACAUUAUUAGUUGUUCGCCCAAUGACAUUAUAACUUUUUCAUGGCUAGUUUGUUUAGUUAUUUUUGUUUUCGCUUUAUUCAUAUUCUUUCAGCGUGUUGUGUUUGUUAUUUCGAAAACUCUAUUUUUAUCCUUCAGUUUCCAUACCUGUAAGUUAAUGGUAAA
Molecule: messenger RNA, 1166 nt
Organism: Stylophora pistillata
Lineage: Eukaryota; Metazoa; Cnidaria; Anthozoa; Scleractinia; Pocilloporidae
Product: protein amalgam-like
Source: RefSeq, a predicted model, not a curated record